AGAGUGAAAACUACUAGACCCAAGAGGAGGGCGAGCCAGCCAGCAACGAUCAGAUCCGCGAGAUGGACAGCAUCGUCAACGCCAUGGAGGCUGACGUCACCGCUCGUUGUGACUUCUUUACCCGCCCGAACGAAAGUAACCCUGCCGUAACAGGUGGUGCCAAAUCUGAUAAAGGUGAUAACGCCUCGUCGACCGCGUCCAAUGGAAACCCCGGAGAAGCUGGUAACAAUGGAAAUGAGAGCCAAAACGCAGGCGCCGACGCUUUGAAGAAGAUUGAAUUGGAGAAGAAUAUGAUUAUAAUUAAAUUGAAAUACCUUAACGACACGAUCAAAGAAGUUAAGGGCAGUUUGGAUGAGCUGCUUAAGGAUUUUAAAUUGCGUCACUUCUCAACCGAGCUACGGGCGGAGAGCCGCGUGCGGCUGAUCUUCAACGGGCGCGUGCUGACAGACGACGCGGCCACGCUGCGCGCCUGCGGCCUGCAGGACCGCGCCGUCGUGCACUGCCUCGUGCACCCCAAGCGAGCCGCUGCCCCGCGGGUAGACGACGACAAUGCAACUCCGGGAGUUGAAGCGACUACAGGAGGCGGGGGCGAGGGGGCGGCGCCCGAGCGCUCCUGGGACCUGGAGAACAUACUAAUGACACUCGUCUCCAUCGCACUCACCGUCGUCUGGUUCUUCAGAUGCGAAUAUUCGAACAUGUUCACAGCGAGCGCGAGCGUAGCGUUGUUCGGCCUAACAGUAUUCUACAGCGUCGCAAUAUUCGGCCUCUACCUCUCAGACACAUUCCACUUCGACCGGAGGCCUGCGCCGGCGCAGCCUAUACCUACCAACUAAGUUUCAACCUAAACCCUAAGUCAUAACGUACAUUAUCGCGAAAUACAGGCGUGCUUGCGUAAUUAUUUGAGAUUCCCCUAGAUUCUAACGUAUGUGCAUAAACAGGGUGCGUUUUUAAAAUAGCGAUCAGUACAGCCCGUAUCAUGAGAACUUCACCGAAUGAUUUUCAACUUAACAAUGUUAUCGUAUGUAACGUUACAAUUGUUAGAAUUUCCUUUCUUCUGUUCUCAUCAUAUAGUUUAGAUGUUCUUUUUACUAUACUAGUCCGUGUGCUGUAUUCUAUUUCGAUAUGACCCAAUUGAAGAUCUGCCGCGCAACAAAACAUAGAUGUUAGCAUUAUAAAGUGGAAUAAGUGAUCCGUUUUGAAUAAAGGAAUUUGAUUAUUAACAUUUACUAAGCUAAUUUAUAAAAAUCAUUAAUCAAUUAUUGAAUGUUAGUAUUUGACAGAAAUUACAUAAUAGAAAGUUAAGCAGUGAAAUUGGAUGUAUGUACUUAGUGGGGAUAAAUUUUUCAAGUAUGCUGUGAUUUAUUAAUUGGUUUUGUAAGUAAUUUUUAGAAUUGUUUAACAAAUUACUAUGUUGUCUAUGUUGAACAUGACAGCAAUGCAAAGUUGCUGUUGGCUUUUCGUGUUUAGUUAAGUACAUUUUUAUAUUUAUAGAAAAUCUUGCUUAUUAUUGUAUAUUUUUAACUAGUAGCUUGCACAAACGAAAAAUUGCGAGACAAUUCAUAGUUAGCCGUCCAAAUUUUCCAGAUGUAUUUUUUUAUUUAUCUAACUUCUAAUGAUCAUAUUCCCUUCGGUGUAAUUAAAACAUUAUAAUAUAAUUGGUCUUCGCAAGUUGUAAAUAGUAUCAUAGGUAUUUAUGUAUAAAAUAUAUUUUGUAUUUAUUUAGAAAUAAGUGCGAUUUUAAUCAUGUAACAUUUGAGUUAUUUCUUAAAACACAAUCACUUUCAUUGCAGCAGUUUCUUAUAAAUUCUUUGAUCUACUCAUCUCACCUAUCAAAAAUUCAUUGUGAAUAUAUUUAUGGUACCUAAUAGUUUUCUAUGCUAAAAGAUAUUAUUGUUAUUUACUUUUUAAGAUUAUAGAAAUUUCAAAUAAAAGAAUACCUAAUUGUA
This is a messenger RNA of Ostrinia nubilalis (European corn borer), 1946 nucleotides long. RefSeq names its product transmembrane and ubiquitin-like domain-containing protein 2. The transcript is spliced from 5 exons. The record is from RefSeq and is a predicted model, not a curated record. Bases 63 to 833 code for a protein of 256 amino acids. Lineage: Eukaryota; Metazoa; Arthropoda; Insecta; Lepidoptera; Crambidae. Gene Ontology annotation, molecular function: protein binding.